UCAAAACACAAGAAAUGGCCAUCCAACAAAUUACGCAUGCGCAGUAGCGGGCGCUUUAAAACAAGUCUGGAGGAGGGAACAUGAAGGCAGUUUGCAGGUGGACUUGAAUUACAGUCGAGGACAGCAGCUCUAAUGGGAGGAAGCUGUGGUUGAAAUGCACCGCCGAGGCGCUGCAGGAUGAACAGCCGUUGUGUUCGCCAUGACUCUGAGGUCCACACUGUUUCCAAAUACAGGAUUCAAGCAGGACGCUGACACCAACGACUUUGACAAAACGCAUUUCGGGCCCGCCACCGUGAGCCCCGUGAGCAUCAAGAGGGAGUCCUGCGACUUUGUUAUAGAUGUUCAAAACGCACACGGGGGCGAGAUCCCGAGCAAAUCACAGGACUUAGGCCAGAAUUACAUGACAAGCAAAGUUUCCCUCGCGGCCACAGUUGCAGAAGACAAUAAAACUGUGGGGAUAUUGUCCCCUGUCAGACAAAUGGGGGGUGAGGGAACCCCAGUGAAAGGUAAACCUCUCUCUGCUGACAACAUGGAUAACCCUCAGAUGGCUCUAAACAAUAACCCCAAGGAUGGAGUUGCGGAUGACAGUGCAAAGGGGGUUGUCCCGGGAGUCCUGGGCACAGCAUCCAUUGAACUCUCCUCUGAGGGCAAGUGGAGGAACAUCAGGAAGACCCCCGCAAAUCCCCACACACAGGCCAACUGCCUCCGGCAGAUUCUCCUCCUCCAAUUGGACCUUAUUGAACAACAGCAACAACAGCUGCAGUCCAAGGAUAAGGAGAUAGAUGAGCUCAAAUCAGACAAGGAGACACUGCUUGCACGUAUUGAGCGCAUGGAGCGUCGCUUGCAGCUCACAAAGAAGGACCCACCGCGUGACAAGCGCCUUUUCCAGCCCCUGGAGCCAUGGACCCCUGACAAGGAGGACAUGUGGGAUCUGGAAGUAGAGGAGAGUCCACAGCCCAACACAGCCACUCCACUCGCCUUUAGUCGGGGUGGCAAAGGUCAAAAGAGGAAAUCUUGCUUUGGAGAUGCAAAAGUCCAGAAAUCCCGGGGCAAAAGUGCCAAGCUCAGUCCCCAAAAGCCCGAGAUUCAGCCGGGCUCUCCCAAUCAGAGAGAGCUGCGCAGUAAAGAAACCCCAGAGAAGACCCUUCCCAUGAGGUCGGGGCCAGAAAGGGACCUCAUGCUCCCGUGCAAAGAGGAGCCCGGGCUGAACUGUCAGAUCGAAGACCUGCCGUUCAUGUCUACUACAGAGAUGUACCUCUGUUGCUGGAACCAACCUCCUCUGUCUCCUCUGCGUGAGACUUCCUCUAAAAAGGAAGAAGAGGUGGCCAGUGAGUGGACUCCUCAUGUAGUACAUGAUAUGCUGAUUGUUUUUCCAUCGUGGAGGGAAAAUCACAUAGAGCCUUUGGAAGAGGACUACUCCUUUAUUCCCUCUGAGCCGCUGGAUGACAAUGUGUUUUUAAAACGCCACGCGAAGCUGGAGUUGGAUGAGAAGAGGAGGAAAAGGUGGGACAUCCAGCGAAUCAGAGAGCAGCGCAUGUUUCAGCGUUUGCAGCAGCGCAUGAACAGGAAGAAAGUCGUCCCUGAGACUGAGCCGGAGCUCUCGUCCUUCUAUCCCGACACUGAAGAUGUUGAAACUAUAGUGAUCACGCCCUUCUUGCCUGUUGUUGCAUUUGGCCGGCCGUUGCCCAAACUCUCACAACAGAACUUCGAGCUGCCUUGGCUGGAUGAGCGAAGCCGAUGUCGCAUCGAGGUGUCAAAAAAACAGACCCCUCACCGGACCUGUCGGAAGUGAAGCCCUGUUGUGUGUGUGUGUGUCAACAGCGGAGAGAUGCCACUCUAUGCCCAGAUUAGAAAAUGCUAUAUUUGUCUUGCCCGGGGGAGGGAAGACAAGUCACCAGUCCCUGUGUGUAACUGCUGUUGCUUUCCGUCUGAAUUCUCAACGUGUCUCCGCUGACCAGGGUGGGAUCAUAGCUGCGCCUCUGGGUGUCAGUGGUAUUUUUGGUCUCAUUUACACUUCUGAAAAGGAGAUUAAAAUGCCUGAUGCCCUGGGAUUACAAUCUGCGUUAGCAGAUAUUUGUCUGAAGUGUAUGAUCAGUUAGGUGCAUGUUCUGUAACAUGUUUAAAUACAUUUUGUAGCAUCGAAAAUUGAUUUAAUCACACAAAAGUGGAGUUUCGCUCACGUGUUAUGCACAGUCCGCUGUAGUGGAAGCUAAUCUUGAGCGCAUUCAUGUGGGGGGGGGGGGGGGGCACAGAAAACAUUGGUUGCCAUUUUGAUUGAAAAAGUAGUCGUUAACAAUAAGGCAACAACUUUUCGUUCUGGGUUGUUCUGCCACACUGCUUCUCCCAGCCUGUGUGGAAAAAAUAGAAGUCAAAAUCGGACUGUAUCGUGCUGUGUGUUGCAUAUAUUGUUGUUCGCGGACAACUUCAAAUAACAUUUUAUCAAUGUUCAGUGUGCUGUCAGGAGGUCCGAUCCACACUCAGCAUGAUUACAUAUUUAACUUACAACUUACAGUUCUUGCCAAUCUAAUGUAGUAAAAAAUGAACAUUCAGCAACCAAAUCAUUGUUCUGUGUUCCUGGUUUGCUUUAUGAAAACAACACGGAUCAUUGGGAGUGAAACCCAGUGCUCUGUUCCCUGUUUUGUUUCUAUUAGUUUUUUUGUGUGAGUUGCAUGGACUAUAUUUAGUUUUUUUUUU
This is a messenger RNA of Etheostoma cragini (Arkansas darter), 2694 nucleotides long. It is a transcript of the gene msl1b, whose product is annotated as MSL complex subunit 1b. The record is from RefSeq and is a predicted model, not a curated record. The transcript has 9 exons. NCBI's taxonomy places the organism in Eukaryota, Metazoa, Chordata, Actinopteri, Perciformes, Percidae. Gene Ontology annotation, cellular component: MSL complex. Bases 200 to 1792 code for a protein of 530 amino acids.